Messenger RNA from Myotis brandtii (Brandt's bat), 2011 nucleotides. RefSeq names its product dynein, cytoplasmic 2, light intermediate chain 1 (gene DYNC2LI1). Bases 118 to 1173 code for a protein of 351 amino acids. Gene Ontology annotation, molecular function: dynein heavy chain binding. NCBI's taxonomy places the organism in Eukaryota, Metazoa, Chordata, Mammalia, Chiroptera, Vespertilionidae. Gene Ontology annotation, cellular component: axoneme; ciliary basal body; cytoplasmic dynein complex. The record is from RefSeq and is a predicted model, not a curated record. Gene Ontology annotation, biological process: intraciliary transport involved in cilium assembly; intraciliary retrograde transport. The transcript is spliced from 14 exons.
GACGUCGCUCCCAUGGCAACCGCAGAGCCUGCUCGCCGGGGCCCACCUCAGAGUUUGCGGUCUAAUUUCUAAGCUGGGCCCUACGCGGAGCUCGGACCCUGGGGCUGCAGAGCCACUAUGCCCAGUGAAACGCUCUGGGAAAUUGCAAAAGCUGAAGUGGAAAAACGGGAAAGUAACGGAAGUGAAGGUGAUGGAGCUGAAAUUGGAGAAAAAUCCGUUUUCUUCAUUGGCAGUAAAAAUGGGGGCAAGACUACUAUUAUUCUAAGAUCUCUUGACAGGGAUGAGCCACCAAAACCAACCUUAGCCUUGGAAUAUACAUAUGGAAGAAAAGCUAAAGGGCAUAACACACCAAAAGAUAUUGCUCACUUUUGGGAACUAGGUGGAGGAACUUCUUUAUUGGACUUAAUCAGCAUCCCAAUCACAAGUGACGCCUUAAGGACAUUUUCUAUUGUUCUUGUUUUGGAUCUUUCAAAGCCUAAUGACAUUUGGCCCACCAUGGAAAAUCUGUUGCAAGCCACAAAAACCCAUGUAGAUAAAGUGAUAAUGAAACUGGGAAAGACAGAUUCUACAGCAGCUUCUGAAAUGAGACAGAAGAUACGGAGUAACAUGCAGAAGGACCAUCCAGAUCGUGAAUUAAUUGACCCAUUUCCAAUACCUCUGGUCAUAAUUGGAAGUAAAUAUGAUAUUUUUCAGGAUUUUGACUCUGAGAAGAGAAAGGUAAUAUGCAAGACACUUCGAUUUGUUGCACAUUAUUAUGGAGCAUCAUUAAUGUUUACAAGUAAAUCAGAAGCUCUAUUACUAAAAAUACGUGGAGUUAUCAAUCAGUUAGCAUUUGGUAUUGGCAAAAGCAAAUCAAUAUGUGUGGAUCAGAAUAAACCACUGUUUAUCACAGCAGGAUUGGAUUCUUUAAGUAAUAUAGGGUCUCCUCCUGUUCCUGAUAAUGACAUUGGGAAGUUUCAUGCCCGUUCGCCAAUGGAGUUGUGGAAAAAAGUGUAUGAAAAGCUCUUUCCACCAAAGAGUAUCGACACACUAAAAGAUAUCAAGGACCCUGCAAAAGACCCCCAGUAUGCUGAAAGUGAAGUUGAUGAAAUGAGAAUUCAGAAGGAUCAGGAACUGGAACAGUACAAAAAAAGUUCUUCCAAGUCUUGGAAACAAAUUGAGCUGGAUUCUUGAACCUAACUCAGCUACAGUGUAUUUAUUUCCCAAAUACUGGUACAAUUCAAGAACAUGAACUCCCAGUGUGUAACCCUAUUCUUCUGAGUGUAAAUGUUGUGUCCGUUGAGCAUCUUGUCUACAUGGACUUUCAAUAAUAGCUGCUUCCCAACCUUAAAGAUGUCAUUUCUCAGUGCAAACACUUUAUCUAAUAAUAUUUACUUUUAAUUGUAUAAGUAAACUAAGCGGAAGUGAAAAAUAGCUAAUCUUUAAAAACAUUACAAGAGGUGUGCCUGAUGUGCUGUGUUCUCAGUUCAGCCAUUCCUGCAGUUUCUCAUUGUAACCCUCCAUAAAAUCACUGAGUGCUCUGGACCAGUGGUCUUCAUCAUCCAGCAUCUGUCCACCAUCCUCUCGAUGUCAUCAGGUAACUCAGAACCCUCACGUGGACAUGUGCACAUAACUAUGAGUUUUUAAAUAACAAUGAAAGCAUUCUUACCCAAUUCUUCAUGAUGCUUUGCUUUAACCACUCCCUUUUCUGCUACUUUUCUGCUAACUAUUCAGGAUUCUUUUUACUGAAUCCUUUAGCGAAUGUAAGCAUAAUUUUUUAACCGACCUAUUUUUCUCUCUAAAGCAAAGAAAACAAAUAUUACAGUCUCCAUAACUUUAUGAAGUAUUAUUAUCUACAUUUUGGACUGGCUUAGUCACAAUUUCUAAAUACCACAUGUCCCUACAACUUGGAAUAGCAUUCAAGGCCUCAUGGAUCCAAGAGCACAAAAGGAGUCUUAAUGGUUUAAAAGACUUCAGAUGUACUGUCAAGACAGAAACAGGAGGCAUUCUUAUUUCAGACAUUCAAUGCAGC